AUGCAGCAGGUCAACCUAUCAGGGGUGUCUGAAUUUGUUCUUGUAGGCCUUUCUGAUGCUCCAGAGGUCCGUUUGCUUCUCUUUGUGCUGUUUCUGAUCAUCUAUUUGGCCACCAUGGUGGGCAACAUCACAAUCCUGAUGGUCAUUAGCACAGACACACGGCUGCACAACCCCAUGUACUUCUUCCUCGGCAACUUGUCCUUGUUGGAUAUCUUGUGCCCCACUGUCACCGUGCCAAAGAUGCUGGGGGUCUUGUUGCUUGAGAGCAAGGUGAUUUCAUUCACUGGCUGCAUGCUCCAGCUGUUCUUGCUCAUUGAUGUAGUAGGGACAGAGGUUUUUCUCUUGGCUGUGAUGGCAUACGACCGUUACGUUGCCGUAUGUCACCCGCUGCAGUAUGUGAACGUGGUGAGUGUGAAGCUCUGUGCUCACCUGGCUCUUGGCACCUGGGCACUGGGGUUUUGCAACUCUCUGUUGCACACAUCUUUGAUUUUUACACUCCUCUUUCGAGGCUCUAACCAAAUUGACCAAUAUUACUGUGAUAUCCCUCCUAUGCUGGCUCUGUCUCACUCACCUACUUACAGUAGGGAAGUGGUGAUCCUCACGGUUGCUGGUGUCCUUGGAGGCAGUGCCUUUGUUGUCACUCUGAUCUCCUACAUCUACAUUCUCUUGGCUAUCCUGCACAUGAACUCUUCUGAGAGCAGGCACAAAGCCUUCUCCACUUGUGGUUCUCACUUGGCAGUAGUCUGCCUCUUCUAUGGGACCACCAUCUGCACCUAUGUACGGCCUUCCACUACCUACUCACCUCAUCAGGACAGGAUCGUUUCCAUGCUCUAUGGAAUCCUCACUCCCUUGCUAAACCCCAUCAUCUACAGCCUGAGGAACAAAGAAGUGAAGUGUGCCCUGAAGAGAGUGAUCAGCCAGUUUAAAGGGGGAGGUGUGCACCUCCAGGAGGCCAACAUGAUGCCAGAGCUUUGGGUCAUCGUUACAGGAGGAGAUGACUUCAAAAGAUUCUAUUAA
Messenger RNA from Colius striatus (speckled mousebird), 1017 nucleotides. RefSeq names its product olfactory receptor 5V1. The record is from RefSeq and is a predicted model, not a curated record. Gene Ontology annotation, molecular function: G protein-coupled receptor activity; olfactory receptor activity. Bases 1 to 1017 code for a protein of 338 amino acids. The transcript has 3 exons. Gene Ontology annotation, cellular component: membrane. Gene Ontology annotation, biological process: G protein-coupled receptor signaling pathway. Lineage: Eukaryota; Metazoa; Chordata; Aves; Coliiformes; Coliidae.